Struthio camelus australis is the source of this 6096-nucleotide messenger RNA. NCBI's taxonomy places the organism in Eukaryota, Metazoa, Chordata, Aves, Struthioniformes, Struthionidae. The record is from RefSeq and is a predicted model, not a curated record.
UGGGACUAUCAGAAGGAAGGUCAUUUCGCUAGGGUAGCUCUUCAGUGUUUAGAAGAUGGUCAUUCUUCUGUCUUGAAGGCAAGCUGAAGCCCUGGUAUCUCAGCUAGAAGACCCUUUACACCAUUGUAACAGACAUCCACGGGGAGCCAGGAGGAACAAGGCAAAAGCUUGAAUAGCCCCCACUCGCCAUAGCUGGGGAGAGAAGGCUGAAAAUUUUGAAAAGACACAAAACUGAUUAUCCCCUCCGUUACGAAUGCAGGAACGGGAUAACGAAGGAAGGAACUGGUUUUAAGAACAGGUCUACCAGUCAUGAAACGAAUCCUUCUGAUUUUUAUCCUGGCUGCUGCUGUUAUGUAUGGUAUACUUCAUGGAAAUCUGUGGAGGAAUAACCCCUACUGGAUUAGCUUUUAUGGACAGACUUCUUCUGUGAGGGCUUCCUCUUCCUAUGAGGCUAGUGGAAUAACUCAGCUGCCACCCACAGCUGUGGAAAGGAAGAAUGCACUAGAUACUUGUCUCCUGAAACCAACGUUUGAAUCUUUGUUGGGCGUUGACAAAAUAUACCCGUUCCUGUGUGCUAAUGAUUUUAUCAAAGUGGCAGAGUUCCAUGGAAGUGAUAAGUUUGAACUACCUUAUGGAAUAAAGAGAGCAGAGCAAUUCUUUCAUUUAGCCCUUUCAAGACUGCAGAAUUGUGGCCUGUCCAGUGAAGACGACAGUGUUGCCUGUCGAAGGUGCGUUGUGGUUGGUAAUGGAGGAGUACUUCGAAAUAAGACAUUAGGAGAGAAAAUUGACUCGUACGACGUGAUAAUAAGAAUGAAUAAUGGUCCUGUUAUAGGGUACGAAGAGGAUGUUGGGAGGAGGACAACUUUCCGCCUUUCUUAUCCAGAAUCCAUCUUCUCGGAUCCAGUCCACUAUGACCCUAAUACGACUGUUGUUCUCAUUGUCUUCAAACCACGUGAUUUAAAAUGGCUUUGGGAGAUAUUAGGUGGUCAGAAAAUAAGUGCUAAAGGCUUUUGGAAGAAACCAGCAUUGAACAUGAUAUACAAAUCUAGUCAAAUCAGGAUACUUGAUCCCAGCAUCACCAGGAAAACAGCAUAUGAAUGGCUUCAUUUCCCAACAAGGUUUCCCAAAAAGGAGAAACCCAAGCAUCCGACAACAGGUCUAAUUGCCAUUACGCUAGCGUUUCACAUCUGCCAUGAAGUUCACCUGGCGGGCUUCAAGUACGACUUCACUGACAGAAAUGGUUCUUUGCACUAUUAUGGCAAUGACACAAUGUCUCAGAUGAUGCAGAAUGAAUACCACAACAUCAACGCUGAACAGAAAUUUUUGAAGAAGCUUAUAGACAAGAACUUUGUGGUCAACUUGACAUGAAAGUUGAAUGGAAGAUAUGAAGAAGAAUCACUACUUUCAAGAUUUCAAUAAAUUUUAUUUUUUGUAUGAUAUUUUUAUUUUUUAAGUGCAGUGUAACUGUUUACUGUUUAAAAGGAGCACAGAAACCUCAGGAGGAGAGAAGCUCCUUCUAAGGCUGAGGAUAAUGGGCUGUUGCAAACAGUUACCUGAAUUUCUGUGAAACUAUUUAAUAAUGGAAAAAACAUGAAACUUUCAGCUAAAAGUAUCAGGGAUGUAUAAAAAUGUGAUGCGCAUCAUUUAUUUAUCAGUAAGAACUUUUUCCACAUGAUUACUCCUCUGGAAUAUCUUCCUUUCUGAGGUCGUCCUCCAAAAGAGUUACACUGUCCAAAGACUAAGACCACCGAUGUUUAAUUAGUAGAUGGGUAUAAAGUCUUGAAUCUCUUUCUGGUAGCAUGAAAGUGUCUUUAAAAGCAAUGUCUAUAAACUGUUAUUGUGUGGGGGAGAGUAGGGGGGCAUGCAGAGCGUCCGGGUUUCAGUCUGCCCUACCCCUGAGGAGAGGACUGCCAUCUUCAGCAAAGAAGCCACAGCCUGAACUGGUCAUCCUCUCUGAACUGCUGUCUGCAUCAGCCAGAGCUGAAGACCCCGUGGUCUCACGUGUGAAGAUGUUGGUGUUGAUGAUGUUCAUGUACCAGCCUAUGGACAACCAUAUUCCCCCUGUUGUGCGUCCAGUAAAUUUUACAGCUGGUGGGUUGACUUAGAGAAUGAAGACUGAAGAUUUAUCUUAAUACCAUCUGUGGAUCUGUCACUUCCCUCAAACCGCAACAGGAACGUGAGCUGGAGCUGAGAAGUUUACACUUGAACUUAAAUUAAGAGAUCGCAUUUGUCAGAUUCCUAGGUCUCCGUGACAGGAUCCACUGUAUCUUUCUGCUCUCUCCCCAAGAAUCGAGAUAUAUUUUUCCAAACCAGCAUAAUCUCAUUUUUUGGAUGCUGUAAUGCCUUUCCAGCUUUGAAACGCAUCAAUAUGAGCAAUGAACGUUCCCAUUUUUUGCAGUAGUGUAUGCUAGGGAAUGUCAAAGAUGUACAACAGCUUGAAUUAUGGUUUGGCUGCUGUUUACCUCUCCUUUGUAUUGACGUUUAGGUUUAAAGGAUGUGGCUGAACUAAAUCACUUAGCGGAGGGAAUUUACUCGGGAUUUUAACUGAGAUAUUUAAUGGGACAGUUAUGUUUCCUGUAUAGAUUUGUCUCGGGCAAACUUACUGAAUAUCUAAGUUUAAAUCAGCCUGGGAAUGUCCUUGACAGCUAUCAAAGAUGCAGUGAACAAGUAACAUGCUGUUCUAAUACUCUCAUAAGGUGUAUAUGUUUGUUUUUUUCUUUUUCCUUUUUUUGGUGGCAGGUUUGUUUGAAGAUCUUGUGGUUAUUUUGAUCAAUCAUCUAAAGAAAGCACAAAGUUCAAAAAAGUCUUUAAAGUUGGUAGAAUAACCUUUGUUGCUUUAUUAUAAAUGAUGCAGAGAGCUUUAGUACGCUUAGGAGCAGUGUAAAGAACUUAAAAACAUGAAUACAAGCCUCUAGCAGGUCAGGAGCACAGUGCUGGGUUUUUGAGAAGCUGACGAUUACGAGAGUGCUGAACACAACUCCCCUGCUGCAGCAGUGUAAAGGAAUAAGCACUGAUGUGACCUCAUCUUACAUUUCCCUAUUUCUGUCUUGCAGAGUGAGACGGGUAUUUAGAAACUUCCUGUAGUUCUUUUAAUCUCUCUCUUAGUUACUUAGCUCUGCUGUUUGGGAGUUACCUGAGUGCAGUGUGACUUGGAGGGGAGUCACAGCUGAAACAGAGGAGGCUUGCGCGGUCAUAUAAUGUUUUCACCUAAUGACUCCUGAACUUUGGCCAGUUUCAAGUGAAUUUGACAUAUUUGAAAUUAUGCCAGAUGUCAUAAUCGGAGGUAGGGGAGGGGACCCAAACGGGUCCCCAAUGUGGGGCUGUGCCACGAGUGCAGCAGUUCUGAGCAUCCUGCCAGCUGGACGCAUGCCUUGGGCACGACCACGUGUACCUUGGGCACAGCCCCUGACGCUGUCACCACACCGGGGUUGCUUCUCGUUGAGCAGAGGGAAGGCUGUGCAGGAGGUGUUGGGGGGCAGCUGGGGCAGGAGACUACAGCGGUGGAAGUGGAGGAAAGCGGCAUUUCUUCACAAGAUGGGCAGAAGGGCUCUUGUUCAAUUUUUCAUGUUUCCUACCCCCGCCCCCUCCCCUCAAAAAUACAUGUUCUGUGGCUUUGAGGAGGUCUUCCCUUGCAAAUUUGAAUAUAAAUAGGUGCGUCUUCACCAGAAAAUAUACAUCACUGUCAUGAGCUUUACCAGCGUUUGUUUAUGGUGAUUACUUCAGUUAAUUAAAAAGGUUCCUAUGUGAUUAUACAGGACCAGAACUGCAGUGCUUUAGACUGCUGACGAUAGUAAUUGUAUAUGAAAGGAACGCCAAGGUAAGGUUUUUCACAAAGGUCACGGUGCUGGUGGAGCUCUCUUUACACAGAGGUCCCUGGUAGAUCUCCCACUGUCCUGAGAGCAGAGCCAGGCUGCAUGGAGGACUCUAGCUUCCCCCUAGAAAUGCGUGGCCUCUUGCAGAGCCAGGCUUCCCAGUCCUCCCCAGUGCUGCAGAGCUCUCCACUGCCUGCCCCUGCAUCAGAGGGUAUGGCUGGACCCAUGUAACAUCACCCAGUAGGUUAAUUGGGAGUUUUUUUUUUUUUUUUUCUUGGAGAGCUCUUUAACUUGCCCUGUCCUCACAGUGGCUGGUUCUCGGGAUGGUGCUUCCCUUUGUUUCUCAAGUCCAUGUCCUUUGCAGAAGGAGAUGGGGAGCAAGCUCUUCUCUUGAAGAUGUGAUUAAUUCUUCUGCUUUAUUUCCUCUCCAGAGAUAUUUUUUCCCCGUUAACCUACUGAUUCAUUCUCCUGUUGUUUUCCUAGGGAAGUUUUCUGCAAUUUCAUUUGGUUACGUUCUGUUACAGUUAGAACCCUCACCAAGUAAUUGAGGAAAAAAGACUUUGACAAACAAGUUGUGCCCCUAAACUCUUCUUACUUAUGUUAGCCUCCUUAGUCUUAUUUUUACUGCAUCAGCUUUUUUUGGUGUGUAAGGGUCGGGUUUUUUUGUUUUGUUUUUUAUAUUUUUCCCCAAUGUAUUUAGUAUGUUGUCUUCAGGCAUUUAUCCCUCUUGGCUGCUCCUUUAUAUUUCUUAAUAAACAUACCUAUUUUUGUUGGAGAUAUCUAUGUAUCUUCUCUUCCCACCCGUUCUAUUGCCCCUGCAAGAAUGCUCAGUCUGCGCGCACUGAGGUCAGUGUCAUGUAGUGACUUUUUGAGAAAUGUUUAGACAGACCUGUUCACUUGAGACUGAGCCAAGAGUUGGUUAUAAACUGAAGGGUAGUGUCUUUUGAACACUGUAUGGUUUACAGGCUAGUAGGUUUUUUAUUUUUGGUAAUAAGCGGUGAGCUAACUGAUUUUUUUCCUCUGUAAGAUGUUUUGAUAGGCUUCUGUAUACACCAGUCCUGCUUCAUCAGCAUCCUCCACUUCAUGUGGUCGUUUCUGCUGCUCUGCCCGGAGAAAAGGUAUCUUUUUACACCCAUUUUGCAUAGGGAAAAAUAGCUAACUAUACAUAGUGUGUUUAUCAAUAAUGUCUGCAGUUCAUGGUGUCUGUUUUACCUGAGUACACGUUUUUCAAAGUAAUUUGCAAAACCAAAGAUUUGCCUUGGGACUGUUAUUGAAAAAGCAAUAAGGCUAACUCCAAAUACUCUGGUCUUUUCUGAGAGUUAGUUGCUAUUAAAAGACUUUCUGUUUUUCCAUUUUCAUGGUCCUGAAGGUAAAAUCUCUGCACUGAAAUUUGCCUUUUAAAAGCUGCUCAUUGUUUUGAUUAUUACAACAUCAGUAGUGAAGCUGUCAAAUUUUGAUUUCCAGGAUGCUGUGAACUUUAUUUUCUCAUCUGGUAACAGCCAAAUGUGUUAGGUACCAGGUAUCUCCUAUGGAUCUUUCUGUAUCAGCUGUGGAGUCAGAUGGACUCACGCCUUCUUCCUCUUUUCCUGUUCUCCAGUGGUCUGCUAAAUGUCAAGUCGGUAGCAUCUUACAGUCAAAGAUGCUCCUGUAUUUUAUCCACCACUCUCUUCCUCCCAAGACGCAGCACCGUCACGAAGACUCAGCUCUCAGUUACCAAAAUAGACUUAACAUCAACAGGAAAACGUGUAUUGACUAAAAGUGCUGUUGAUUCAAGUUUUUAGGGUGUUUCCCUUUUUGUGCUGUCAGGAAAGUAUUUUAUUUCUCUGCCAUAGUAAUUAAGGGAAGUACUGAGAUAUGACUUAAGAAAGAAGGUCACAGGUUAUUGCACUAAAUGUGAAUCUGAGAGUGCCUAAAAGAUCUUAGUAAAUCACAUUUCUAGUGACUCUGUGUUGAUGCUAAUACAGGCUCACGGCUUCGGUGUUUAAUAAUCAGUGAGUCGUAUCUCUUGUUUGCUACAUUGUUUUUCUUUUAAAAAUACCCUGAGAGGCAGUAUAAUUAUCUUAACUUUUAAGCAGAAUCUGAUUUUUAAGAACACAUGAGGCUCAACAUCUGUUUUCAGUAAAAAUAAAUACUUCAUUAUUUUAUUUACCAUUUGUCUUAAGUUUUAUAUGCCUUUAAAGUGCCAACUGUAUUUUGAAGACAUUCUUAAAAGUUGUUUCAAGUGAAACUUUGAAUGUUACAGAUGGAAAGAGAUUAUUUUCCUUUGAAUAAAUUGUCUUAAAGA